Messenger RNA from Rodentolepis nana, 609 nucleotides. Lineage: Eukaryota; Metazoa; Platyhelminthes; Cestoda; Cyclophyllidea; Hymenolepididae. The record is from the annotation of a GenBank genome assembly.
AUGCGCGAAAGAUACAGGCAUAUUGUCGACAUGAGUGAUGAAGAUAAGGAGCGUUUGAGGAAAUUUCACAUGGAUCUUAACACAGCAGUCAACAGUGACAAUCCUGCUAAUUUGAAGUCCUGCCUUAGUAGUUAUAUACUCAAUAACAAGGGCAAGGUUAUGACGAUGAAAUUGCCUACCUUUCCACUUCCAUCUCCCGAAGAAGUUCGUGUUCAUAGAUUCAUGGAAGGCUGCACAUUCAAGUCAGUUAUCAGUUGCGCUGGAGGUAUGGUACUUGGAGGCGUUUUCGGAUUGUUUACUGCUAGCAUUGAUCCUCUUAGUACCGUUACUGGGACAGAGACUGUUACCACUAGGGCAGUUGCCAAGGAAAUGUAUUCACGUGCUGUAUCUCAUGGUAAGAAUUUCGCUGUCAUUGGUGGUUUAUUCGCUGGAACCGAAUGUGCACUCGAGACAGUACGAGGGAAAUCCGAUAUACUUAAUAGUGUGAUGACCGGCGCUCUUGUAGGUGGAUCAAUUGGUCUUCGAGCUGGUCUUCAAGCAGGAUUUGCAGGAGCCGCCGGUUUUGCAGCAUUUUCCACUCUCAUAGAUUACUACUUCAGGCACAUGUGA